AUGAAGAUUGACAAGAUUAUGAGCUCCAUAGGUGCUGGAAUUGGAACAGAGUUGGAGGGGAUUACGGAGGAUCACUCAGGUCCCCGCUGCCCCGUCCAGUCCGUGGGACAGUGGCUGGACAACAUCGGUCUCGUGCAGUAUGAAAACCACCUGCUGUCUAACGGCUUCGACAACGUUCAGUUUAUGGGUAGUAAUGUCGUGGAGGACCAGGACCUGCUAGAGAUUGGAAUUUUAAACUCUGCCCACAGACAGCGACUUCUUCAGGCUAUUCGCCUGCUGCCCAGGGUGAGUACAGACAAAGACACUGAACUGAAGAGCAUUGUAAUGAAAAGUAGCUGUACGAAACGUGCUGAUCAUUGA
This is a messenger RNA of Sinocyclocheilus grahami, 360 nucleotides long. Its product is annotated as ankyrin repeat and sterile alpha motif domain-containing protein 1B-like. The transcript is spliced from 4 exons. The record is from RefSeq and is a predicted model, not a curated record. The coding region runs from base 1 to 360 and encodes 119 amino acids. NCBI's taxonomy places the organism in Eukaryota, Metazoa, Chordata, Actinopteri, Cypriniformes, Cyprinidae. Gene Ontology annotation, molecular function: ephrin receptor binding. Gene Ontology annotation, cellular component: cytosol. Gene Ontology annotation, biological process: ephrin receptor signaling pathway.